AUAGAUCAGAGAGCGAUAUGAUGCUGAAACCAGACCAAUUUCUAGUUUUUUUCUCCCUUUUCCUUUUCUUCAAUGGCUUCUGCACUUGGACUGCACAUGCAGAUGAAAAUGUGAAAGACACAAGGAUUUACAUUGUGUAUCUUGGGGUAAAGCCUCACGAUAAUCACAGGCUGAUCAAGGAAUCACAUAGCGAUUUGCUUGCCAAGGUUGUGGGGAGCAAGGAAGAAGCUAAAAAGUUGAUCAUCUAUAAUUACAAAUAUAGCUUUUCGGGAUUUUCAGCGAAGUUAACCAAGUCUCAGGCCAACAAACUGGCUGGAUUACCUGGCGUGGUUCAUGUGAUCGGGGACAAGCAGCACCCGCUUAAAACGUCUAGGAGCUGGGAUUUCCUAGGGCUAGGGCAAGGCCAACCAUCUGAGAAUUCUGCAACUGAUAAUCUACUGCAUAAAUCCAAAAUGGGAGAAGGACUCAUCAUAGGAGUUAUAGAUUCAGGUAUUGAUGGGAGACUACCAUCUUUCAGUGAUGCAGGGUAUGGUCCAGUCCCAAAGGCUUGGAACGGGGUGUGCAAAUCCAUGAGUAGUUUCAAUGCAACAGAGCACUGUAACAGGAAAGUAAUUGGAACGCGGUGGUUUGUGAAAGGAGCGAUGCAUGAUUUCGAAGCAGAUGUGACAGAAGUACUGAGAUUAGAUGAUUUUUCUGCACUGGACACACAUGGUCAUGGCACUCAAGUUGCGAGCAUUGCAGCAGGUUCGCCUGUGGAGAAUGUGACCUGCGCAGACAUUUCUUUUGGUGCGAUAAGAGGGGGAGCUCCACGUGCUAGGUUGUCCAUCUACAAGGCCUGUUGGAGGGUGUUUGGACCCAGUAUUUCUUGUGCAACUUCUGAUCUUCUGGCGGCCUUUGAUUAUGCUGUUAGCGAUAGGGUUGAUAUUAUAUCCAUCUCCAUUGGGUUGCCUGUGCCUUUGCAGUCAGAUGUGGAAACCCAGAAUGGGAUUGGGAUUGGGUCUUUCCAUGCGGUGUGCCAUGGUAUCCCUGUGAUUAUAGCAGCUGGAAAUGACGGCCCUUCUGCAUUUACAGUCACAAAUGUUGAGCCAUGGCUCAUAACUGUUGCUGCUUCAACCAUGGACAGAGCUUUCCUCUACCCAAUCACUCUUGGAAACAACGAGACCCUUUUUGUCAACUCGGAAUCUCGACUAGGAACACCUACUUACUUUCCCUUUUAUUUUCUAGGGAGAUAUCAAGGUAUGACAGAUCUGGUAGAGAUAUCAUUCAACGCAACAGAAGCAAAAGAAAAAAUUGUGUUCAUAUUCGGGACAGCUGUGGAUGAACAGCUGAGCUUAGUAGGCAAAGCAUAUGUUGCAGGCGCGGUUGGACUGAUUUACUCGAAUCCCACCAGUAGUGCUCUACCCAGCAAUAUCUACCCUAUCCCAUGUAUUCAGGUUGAUUUUAACGCAGGGACUAUAAUAAAGGAAUACAUAUUCCACAACAAUAAUUCUACUGCACAGAUGGGAUUUCCAGACAUACAUACAGGAAAGCCUAUAGCUCCCAAAGUUGCUGCCUUUUCAUCAAGAGGACCUAGUUCCUUAGCCCCAACUAUCUUGAAGCCUGAUGUUGCAGCCCCGGGGGACAAAAUAUUAUGUGCUACUUCCCUACACGAUCGUGACGCAGAUAAUGGAUUCAAGAUCGGCUCAGGAACAUCGCAUGCUACUCCUCAUGUCACCGCCAUUGUGACGCUUCUCAAAGCAUCACAUCCCGACUGGUCUCCAGCAGCCUUAAAAUCAGCACUGGUCACAACAGCGUGGAAUUCUGAAACAUACCCUUCUCUCAUCUUUGCUGAUGGAUCAUCAGACAGGGUGGCAGAUGCAUUCGAUUUCGGGGGAGGCAUUGCAAAUGCCAAUGGCGCGGAUGAUCCUGGUCUGAUUUAUGACAUGAAAAAAAUAGACUACGUCAACUAUGACUGUGCCCUUGGCUACAACAACUCCGCCAUCUACAACACCACCAAAGAAACCCCAAACUACGAUGUUAAGCAAGAACGUCGCAUCUGUCCCAAGACAAAACCAUCAGCCCUGGACCUCAACUUGCCUUCCAUAGCAGUACCAAACCUGAAUAAACCAGUAACCAUACACAGAACCGUCACAAACGUGGGACCUCCCAAAUCUGUGUACAAAGCCGUGGUUAAGUCUCCAUUGGGCACCACCGUUACAGUGAAGCCCAAUGUGUUGAGCUUUGAUGCCAAUAAACAUAAGCUCUCUUUCACAGUCAGGAUUUCUCCAGUGGAAGAAACAAACUCUGGCUUCACAUUUGGGAGCUUGUUAUGGACUGAUGGUGUCCAUUUUGUCAGAAGUCCAAUUGCUGUGAAGAAGCAGUAUAUCCCCUUGUACUUUUAGUGAAAGAUGUAUUGUUAGGAUUCUUAGAGAGACAGAGAGAGAGUCAAGAUUCUACUUGCUCUUCUUACUUCUCAGUAUGGUAUACCAACCGGCCAGCUAAUUUUGUAAAUCAUCUUACCCUAAUAAUGCACAUUCAACUUCUUUUGUUC
Molecule: messenger RNA, 2530 nt
Organism: Ipomoea triloba (trilobed morning glory)
Lineage: Eukaryota; Viridiplantae; Streptophyta; Magnoliopsida; Solanales; Convolvulaceae
Product: subtilisin-like protease SBT3.15
Exons: 9
Coding region: 18-2381 (787 amino acids)
Biological process (GO): proteolysis
Molecular function (GO): serine-type endopeptidase activity
Source: RefSeq, a predicted model, not a curated record